AUGGUGUCUACACAGAAAUGGUGGUCUUUGGCACUCCUACUCAUCGUUGUAAAUCAGGGACGGGGGCAAGCAACUGAUGUGGAUGUGAGGCUAUCGGCACCGAGUUGGGUGGCGAGAGGUGGGUCAGCAACACUGCGAUGUCUACAUCAAGUUCCACCCCAAUUGUUGUAUAAAGUGGAGUUCUUAAGUUCUGGAUCAAAGCUGCUUCAAUAUGUCCGCGAGCGGGUACCGCCGUACACAAACUACACUUUUCAUGGUGGAAAACUGAACAUGUCUCUUGUGACGGAAAACUCUAUUACUAUAGACAAUUUAGACCCGACUGCCUCUGGUUUGUACUGGUGUGAAGUUUCCCUUGAGACACCAAUCUUCACUGCUGCCUCACCGCCACAUCAACUAACUGUCGUAUAUUCCCAGAAGCAUCCUCCGAUAAUAACAUUCGGGAAGCCAGAUGUCGUAGUUGGAGGCUUACUUCGAGCAAACUGCACAAGCGCCCCAGCUGCACCCGCACCUCGUUUAACAUGGUACAUAGAUAAUGAAAAGGUCCCUGAAGAAUCGAUACGAUAUUUCUCAUACCGGGUAUCCAGUUCCACAAGGAAUAAAGGUGGCAGUGGCUAUCGUCAUAGAAAACAUCAGCAUAGAUAUAUCGCCCCAGAAUUUAACUACACCGCAAAAUAUUGGGCUCUAGUAAGCGAAACUACAACGCACGCUCCCGCUAAUAUGACUAAACAAAGCAAGUGUACAUUAAAAGAUGGACAAAAUGAAGAUGCUGCGAAGAUUCGAGAAAAGCCAAGAGAAUUAGCGCCUCCACCGAUAUCUUUAUGGGUAUCCAUUGCUGAACUAAGAACACCAGCUCAUGGUCGUCUUCAAUUGACUUGUACCUCGACAAUACCUGAUGAAGUGGGUCCUGGGGAACGUUUUGCCGACGUGAAGAAACAGACAGUUACAGUUGCCGUAAACGAGCUGAGUUUGAAAAGACCACGUUCAGAGACAUCUUACGCUAACGCGACUUCAACAGGACUUCACCAAUUUCAGCCAAUUCUUCUUAUAAGUUGCGGAAUUCUUCUCUACGAGCUUCAACCUCAUUACUAA
Molecule: messenger RNA, 1089 nt
Organism: Danaus chrysippus (African queen)
Lineage: Eukaryota; Metazoa; Arthropoda; Insecta; Lepidoptera; Nymphalidae
Source: the annotation of a GenBank genome assembly